Messenger RNA from Oreochromis aureus, 2520 nucleotides. RefSeq names its product duodenase-1-like. Gene Ontology annotation, molecular function: serine-type endopeptidase activity. The transcript is spliced from 5 exons. The record is from RefSeq and is a predicted model, not a curated record. NCBI's taxonomy places the organism in Eukaryota, Metazoa, Chordata, Actinopteri, Cichliformes, Cichlidae. Gene Ontology annotation, biological process: proteolysis. Bases 39 to 803 code for a protein of 254 amino acids.
AAGUGGUCAACAGACUUUUCACCCGACUUCCAUGCAUCAUGCACGCUCUGCAAGGGUUUCUGCUCUUCCAAAUUUUGACGCUUCUUGGACAUAAUGCACUGGGGAGUCAAAUCAUAAAAGGUAGAAAGGCUGAGAAAAAGCAGAUGAUGUAUAUGGCAUCAGUGCAAGACAACAAUGGACACAUAUGUGGAGGUUUCCUUGUCAGUGAAUAUUUUGUAAUGACUGCGGCGCACUGUGCUCCUAAGAAUCCUACAAGUGUUGUUCUGGGCACUCACAAUCUCAAGAAGGUUGAUGACACAAUGAGAUAUGAUGUGAAGAUGUGCAAACAUUCUUUUAAUGAUGUUCUAUCUGGAAAUGAUAUCAUGCUUCUCAAACUGUCCAGGAAAGCUCGCCUGGAAGGAAACAAAAUUAUUAAGCCAAUUAAACUUCCACAUCCGAAAAUUAACCUAAAGGAAAACAAAACCUGCAUUGUAGCUGGAUGGGGGGCCAUAAAAAGUAACGGUGAAAGUGUUGACGAGCUGCAAGUGGUGGAUGUCCCCAUCAUUAACAAGGACAGGUGUCAGAGUGUUUGGCAGAAUAUCCUUCCGGCUAAAGUUAUUUGUGCAGGUGGAUACUUUAAAAACAAAGGAAUCUGUCAGGGUGACUCUGGUGGCCCUCUGGUGUGUGACAAUUUGGCAGUUGGUGUCGUUUCCUUUAACAACAACAAAAUCUGCGACUAUCCGGAUGUCCCCAACGUUUAUACAGACAUAUCAAAAUUCCUUUCUUGGAUCAAACCCAUUCUUAAGAAAAAGAAAUGCUAUUAAUCUCUGGCUCUCUUCCACAGUGCAUCUUUUGUCCUACCUUCCUUCCCUAGGUUCCAAACAGUCAUGAUCAUUUUGUUAGACCUCAAUGGGAGUUUUUGCCAUAAUCAGAGCUAGAUUUUCACCAUUAGGGGGCAGCGUUCGAUUAACUUUUCACAAAUGUCAGAAACAAGAAAAUGGAGAGUUUGGUGUGAGAUCAGAAUAGUGUGUGGUAAGAACCAUUUACUUACUGAAAGAAGGUUCUGGGUUUAAAGUUCCUUGUUGGCCGAGGCUUUCUCCCAUAGUUUACCAACACACUUGUUUGCUUAAUUGAUGAUUUUAGAUUUUAGAGUGAAUGGUUUUCUGUCUCCUUGUGUUAUGCCUGCAACCAACUUGCAGGCUGUCCAGGAUGUACCUUCCCUCUCACACUAUGAAAGCCAACUCUUCCUUCUUGACACCAACCAACAGCACCUCCAACCUGUGAGAUUACUGCAGUAUUUCAUGUUUCCAUAUGAAUAUCAUUUAAAUUCAUUUCAUGAAGUGAAAUGUAAUCCUGAGUCAAGAUGUUCUGUUAUACUGUCAGGUGUCAGGAAUGAUUAAAUCUCUUUAAGCAUUUUGGCAUUACAGUGACUCCAAAAGCAAAAAAUAAAACCUGAAGCUUGAAACUGUAUUUUCUCUUACUCAUCUGGUUUUCAAAAUUUUUUGGGCAACUUUGCUGUGGGAACAUCCAAGGAACAGGCCAAAGGUUUUUAGUUUUUUCCACUUUACAAAGCAAAACGUUGCUAUAGAUACAAAAAGAAAAUUGCUUCAACCUAAGACCCGUGACGAUAGCCAAAAAAAAAAAAAAAAGUCUCGGAAAACAUGGCUCACAUAUGAGCCAAAAUAUAAAAUGCCCUAAUACUAAAACCAUGCAUAUAUGAAUUCAGUAUCUCAGCAAUGUUUUAGUUCUGCACGCAGAGCAUGCAAUAUGUCUAACACCUUGUGAAUAUGCAUGUAUCUGCAUUUACUGCUGUACUUGUGGUUGUUUGUCUAAAGCAAGUAUUUUUAGUCAGCAACAUUUUCUAAGCAUUUACAAAUGUUCAAUCAGAUUGAAAGAUGGGAGAUAAUGCUCGACUCCUAUCUGCUGUAUGCUAUGGGGUAAAUGUAACUGCACUAGUUAUUAGUAAGCCAUUGUUGUUUUAGUCAUUAGCCAGUGUGAAUGCAGUGUUUUCAUCUCUCUGGUGACUGUGGUUUUGUUCAUUCCAAAACAGUUUCUCACACUAAUCACAUGUGUUUUGGUAGCUUUGGCCUUUGCAAAUGAAUAAUGGUGUUUCUUUUUAUGCUCUUCAUUUCAAAAAAGUUGUCCAUUUAAAAUUAGAUAAAUUACAUUAUCUUUGAAGGUAAAAGGCGAGGUAAGAACUAAGAACGUUCACUUUCUGAUCUGAUAUCCAAGCUAGCCUAAAAAUGUCUCGUCUGAGAAGUGAUGUAAAAAAAGAAGGCUCAUUAAAAACGACUGUUUUUACACCAAUGUGUAGAAAGAAAAGCCAAAUACAACUUCUUCUGUUCCGCUAUUGGUUUCUCUACUUAAUCAAUCUGCUGAUUAACUCAUCUGCAGCUUAUCAAAGGCACAGAGGCUGAUUUUUUAAGACUGAAGAACACACUUAGAUGUGGGCAGAUCUUCGUGUCAGCCAGAUAAUGUACUCAGCCUCAAUCUCACCCGACAGUGCCAUUCUGUUUUAUUCACAGCUUGUAAAUAAACUUA